CGUGAAGUCAGGUGACGGGGAGCGGCAAUACCGGGGGGGAUUCGCACAACAUGGAGCCAUCCAUCAGUGAACAACCUCGGUCAUGUUCGUUAGUGCAUCAGUCUGGAUUUCCUCACACAUGCUGCUGGUAAAGCGCCUUCUGCGCUUGCAGGUUCCUCCUUCCCAUUCAUUUACGUCAGUAGCUGCUGUUUGAAAUAUUCAAACCAGCUCCGCUUUUACCGAGUCAUAUUGCGAGAAAGAGAGAGGCUGGAGCAUCAGGGGAUGAGCGGUAGAGACAAUGUGGGUUCACUCAUUCACAUUGUUGUUGCUGCGUUUCCACAUCACUGAAGGUGCUGGGCAACACUGUGACGUGGGUCAGUUUCAGUGCAGAAACGACCGGUGUAUCUCCUUACUCUGGCACUGCGAUGGAGAGGACGAUUGUACCGACAACAGCGAUGAGGAAAGCUGCCCUAAGAAAACCUGUGCAGCAACAGAAUUUACCUGUGACAAUGGUGAGUGCAUCAUGGAGAACUGGCGCUGUGACGGAGAAGAGGAAUGUGCCGAUGGCUCCGAUGAAGCAGCUACACUGUGCAAUAAAUUUACAUGUCCACCUGACAAAUUUGGCUGUGACAGUAACAGAUGUCUCCCAGUGUCGUGGCAGUGCGAUGGUGAGAAGGACUGUGAAAGUGGAACCGACGAGUUGAAUUGUACAGAUGAUCCGAAGACUUGCCCAAACAAUGAAUUCCAAUGUGCCAAUGAUAAAUGCAUUGCCAUGACUUUCGUGUGUGACGGUGAUGACGACUGUGGGGAUGGUACAGAGGAGCUGCACUGUCUUCCGCCCACCUGUGGACCCCAUCAGUUCCAAUGCAACAACUCCAUGUGCAUCCCCUUGCUAUGGGCCUGUGACAAUGACCCAGACUGCACUGACCGAUCGGACGAAAGUGUGGAGAGAUGUGGCCACAAGGCAGUGCCUGCAGGUGCCUGCUCAGCGAAUGAAUUUCAGUGCAACAAUGGCGAGUGCAUCCACCUGAACUGGAAAUGUGAUGGAGGCAUAGACUGCAAAGACAAAUCGGAUGAAACUGACUGCCCAAUGAUGACUUGUCAACCUGAUCAGUUCCAGUGCAGUGAUGGGAGCUGCAUCCAUGGAUCCAAACAGUGUAACCAAGUCUUUGACUGUCCGGACCACAUUGAUGAGCUCGACUGUGUGAAUGUGACCCCAUGCGAAGGGCUGCAGAAAUUUCUGUGUAAGAGUGGAGAAUGUAUUGAUAUGGACAAAGUAUGUGACUCGCAUAGGGACUGCUUAGACUGGUCGGAUGAGCCACUCAAAGAAUGUGGUUUAAAUGAGUGCCUGACUAACAAUGGUGGCUGCUCCCAUACAUGCAGAGACUUGAAGAUUGGAUAUGAAUGUGAAUGCCCAGCUGGCUACAAACUGCUGGACACAAAGACAUGUGGAGAUAUAAAUGAAUGUGAGGAUCUGGACCGAUGCAGCCAGAUCUGCACCAAUAUUAAAGGAGGCUACAAGUGCAAUUGCUUCCAAGGUUAUGAGAUGGAUCCAAUGACUGAAACUUGCAAAGCAGUGGGUACAAGUCCGGCAGUGGUUUUCACCAAUAGCCAUGAGAUUAGAAUGAUCAAUUUGAUGAAGAAAGAGUAUACACGUCUUGUACCUACAUUAAAGAAUGUGGUGGCUCUGGAUGUUGAUGUUGAAGCUGAAAAGAUAUAUUGGAUUGAUCUGUACUACAAAGAGAUAUAUAGUGCUCCUUUGGAUAAAGCCAGUGAUCCAAGCCAGCACAUUCAUCUAAUCAAGUAUGAUCUCCACACUCCUGAGGGUCUAGCAGUGGAUUGGGUUCACAAAAACAUAUACUGGACAGAUUCGGGUACCAGGUCAAUCUCCGUGGCAACUGCAGAUGGGACUAAAAGAAAGACCCUCAUCAGCACUGAGCUCGACAAGCCCAGAGCUAUCUCAGUUGAUCCAAUUCGAGGGUUCAUGUAUUGGUCUGACUGGGGUAACCCUGCAAAGAUUGAGAAAGCUGGCCUGAAUGGAGUCGACCGUCAGACACUCGUCACAGACAACAUUGAAUGGCCAAAUGGAAUCACUUUAGAUUUAUUGAACCAACGUCUGUACUGGGUUGACUCCAAACUGCAAGAGUUGUCUAGCAUUGACCUGAAUGGUGGGAACAGGAAACGAUUACUAUUUUCAGAAGAAUACCUCGCGCAUCCUUCUGCUCUCACAGUUUUUGAGGACAAGAUUUAUUGGACUGACAUUGAUCACGAAACUAUUUACUGUGCAAACCGGCUGACUGGAAAAGAUGUGAUAUCGCUAGCGAAUAACCUGUACAAUCUACAUGACAUCAUCAUUCUUCAUGAACUGAAACAGCCCAAAGUUACAAGCUUCUGUGCAGAUGGUGUUGCACCAAAUGGAGGAUGUCAGUACCUGUGCUUGUCAGCUCCCCAAAUCAACAUCCAUUCUCCAAAAUACACAUGUGCUUGUCCUGACAACAUGAAGCUUGGGCAGGAUAUGAGAAAGUGUUAUAAAACAGUUGAAAAGCUUCCAACUGUCCCCUCAGUGACCAGUGGCAAACCAACUGCGAGGCCUGGCACAGCUUCCUUCACUACCGAAGUUCCAGUAAAUAUAACCGUCACACCUGGUGCAACCAUUCUGUUCGGCGUCACUACAGGAGAUUCACAACGGCUCUUCCCUGGCAGCACUGACACAGACAAUUCAAUCCACAGGAACGGUUCCUCACUAUCAUCUGAUGACGGAAAGAAGUUGAGUUCGACUCAUGCCAUUGUGGGAAUUGUUAUCCCGAUAGUUAUCAUUAGUUUGGUGUGCCUGGGAGGUGGCUUGAUCUGGAGGAACUGGAGAAAGAAAAACACAAAGAGUAUGAACUUUGAUAACCCAGUCUACAGGAAAACGACAGAAGAAGAGGAAGUGGAGGAGACUCACAUUGGGAGAAAUGGACAGAUUGGCCACGUUUAUCCCGCACGAGUUGCACUCAGUAUGGAGGAUGACGGAUUACCCUGAGGCGUGCUGUGUUGCUCACAUUCACUCGCUCUGUAGGCUCCUCAAGCGGAUGGUGCAGCAGCUGGGAUGAUCAAGACUGGACAUGCAAUCACCUAAUGGGAAAAUUUGUAACAUCCAAAAGAUACAUAUUUUUAUAUUAGCCAAACAUUUUACACUUUAUAUAGAAACAAAAAUUAAUUGGAUGUUUUCUUGCUCUGAUGGUACACUGUACCCAUUCUUGGAAAACAAGGCCUUGACUGAAAGAGUUAAAUUCAAAUUCUUAAAGUUUGUACAUAAUUGUGGUGUCACC
Messenger RNA from Chiloscyllium plagiosum (whitespotted bambooshark), 3290 nucleotides. It is a transcript of the gene lrp8, whose product is annotated as low density lipoprotein receptor-related protein 8, apolipoprotein e receptor. Gene Ontology annotation, molecular function: hormone binding; calcium ion binding; protein binding. Gene Ontology annotation, cellular component: plasma membrane; signaling receptor complex; apical plasma membrane. Gene Ontology annotation, biological process: receptor-mediated endocytosis. Lineage: Eukaryota; Metazoa; Chordata; Chondrichthyes; Orectolobiformes; Hemiscylliidae. The record is from RefSeq and is a predicted model, not a curated record.